Messenger RNA from Porites lobata, 418 nucleotides. NCBI's taxonomy places the organism in Eukaryota, Metazoa, Cnidaria, Anthozoa, Scleractinia, Poritidae. The record is from the annotation of a GenBank genome assembly.
AUGGCGGCAAACGAGACGUUCAAAGAUGUUAAUAGGUCAAAGAACAAAACUUUACCAACUAUUUUAACGGAAGACGACGUUCCUGGGGCAUCUUUAAAGGGACGGAAACCUGAACAGUUAAAAAACGAUGAGUUGAAAGGUUGGUUGAGGUGCCGAGGGGCGAUUGUUUCUGGCACUCGCGUGCAACUACUUGAAAGGUAAACAUGACAUUUGUGCAGUGUUUUGGCAUCCAUGCUGGGUUAUUUUGCAUUAUUUUUGCCAAUAUUUAAUUUUUAGGGUUAAAGAUUAUAUUUUCAGUGGACUACACUUGAAGGUAACUGAUCCUGGUAGGGGAAUUCACUGCAUUGGAAAAAAACAAUUCGAAGGCACUGGUAAUGAACGUGAUGACAAGGUUGUUGAGUGGCCCAAAGAAGGCUGA